Sebastes umbrosus (honeycomb rockfish) is the source of this 3439-nucleotide messenger RNA. RefSeq names its product F-box and WD repeat domain containing 2 (gene fbxw2). The transcript is spliced from 8 exons. The coding region runs from base 332 to 1696 and encodes 454 amino acids. The record is from RefSeq and is a predicted model, not a curated record. Gene Ontology annotation, molecular function: protein binding. Lineage: Eukaryota; Metazoa; Chordata; Actinopteri; Perciformes; Sebastidae.
CGUUUCCAUUAUCGUUUUCAUGCUGUCAGAGCAGAAGCUGCUGUCUCUCUACACACUACUACAACCUACAAACCCCCUGUUUGGAUACAAAACGACUCCUUUAGAAACACUAUGUAAUUCUCUGUUAGCAGAAUGAAGUCUUCUCAUCAUGGUGGUUAGCUUUGGUUCGCUACGAGGCGAGUUUGACUGAGACAAUCCUCUUCAACUUGCUCUGCUGACAGGUUAGCUUGUUAGCUUCCGACCUGCUAACUUCCACAGCUAUGUGAACUCACUACAGACAGCCAAGAAACUCCUGCAACUCUCAGGUGUUGCAGGUCGCUCUCAUGUGCCCAUGGAGAAAGCAGCCUUUGAGGGGUGGCUGGAAACAGUCUCGACCUCUUUCCUUACUCUGAAUGACCAGCAGCGCAACCAGUCCCUGGACCACCUCAUUUCUUUAAGUGGUGCUGUCCAACUCCGUCAUCUGUCUAAUGGACUGGAGACACUGCUCAAGCGUGACUUCCUGCGCCUCCUUCCCCUGGAGCUGGGCUUUUACCUGCUCCACUGGCUGGAUCCUGAGACCCUGCUCACCUGCUGCCUCGUCUGCAAAGGGUGGAAUAAGGUGAUCAACUCGUGUACGGAGGUGUGGCAGGGUGUGUGUCGGGAGCUGGGCUGGAGGAUCGAUGAGUCCAUUCAGGAUGCGCCACACUGGAAGGGGGUCUACCUGAAGGCUAAACUGCGUAUGGUGCAGCUGCAGGAUCAGGAUGCCUUUGAGACAUCGUCCCUCAUUGGCCACAGUGCUCGAGUAUACGCCCUCUACUAUAAGGACGGCCUCCUCUGCACAGGAUCUGAUGACCUCUCUGCCAAGUUAUGGGACGUGCGCACCGGGCAGUGCAUUUACGGAAUUCAGACACACACCUGCGCCGCGGUGAAAUUUGAUGAGCAGAAGCUGGUGACUGGGUCCUUUGACAACACCAUUGCAUGCUGGGAGUGGAGCACAGGAGCUAAAAUCCAGCAGUUCCGUGGCCACACAGGAGCAGUCUUCAGUGUGGACUACCACGAUGAGCUGGACGUGCUGGUCAGCGGCUCUGCAGACUUCUCCGUGAAGGUCUGGGCUUUGUCUGCUGGCGCCUGUCUCAACACUCUGACUGGACACACCGAGUGGGUCACCAAGGUGCUUCUACAGAAAAGUGAAGUAGAAUCUAUGAUGCACAGUCCUGGUGAUCUGAUCCUCUUAAGUGUUGACAAGUAUGAAAUUAAGGUCUGGCCUUUAGGGAGAGAAAUCAACUGCAAGUGUUUGAAGACGCUGUCGGUGUCGGAGGACCGCAGCAUCAGCCUUCAGCCUCGCCUGCAGUUUGACGGACGCUACAUCGUCUGCAGCUCGGACCUCGGGGUUUAUCAGUGGGACUUUGCCAGCUUUGAUGUUCUCAGGGUGAUAAAAACCCAGGACCCAGCGAACCUGUCUCUGCUCAGCUACGGCGAGGUGUUUGCGCUCCUUUUCGACAACCACUUCCUGUAUGUGAUGGACCUGAGGACAGAGAACAUCUCGGGCCGCUGGCCUCUACCGGCCUACAGAAAAUCCAAACGAGGAUCCAGCUUCCUGGCCGGUGUGACGUCCUGGCUCAACGGCCUGGACGGGGACAAUGACUCUGGACUGGUGUUCGCCACCAGCAUGCCCGACCAUAGCAUUCACUUAGUACUGUGGAAGGAGAACGGAUAGAAGCAAACAAGGACUCCAAUCCCCCCCACCUCUUCCCCCAAGACUGCUAGGAUACGAGCCGCCAUCAUGUGUGCUCUGGAAUAUAUGAACCUUAACAGCCAACAUAGACCAUGCAUGGACCAAAGCAUUUUGUUUUUAUCCGUUUCUUCCUCAGCAUACAGUCCUCCUCCUCCUCUAGACACAAACCUGAACAUUCACAGUUGGAAAAUGGACGGCAAACUAAGAAAGAUGAUGAAGCUAUUACCGACGUGCUCCACUCAACACUCGCUCCGGAUUUCUGCGGAAACUCGUAAACCUCUCGUCGGUCUUCUGAUCUUGGACAAAGGAAUUUGUUUUGAAAGCCAAGAUACAUCAGCGACAACUAAAAAAAGGUUCCAAAAUAAACAAUAGAAAAUUCUCCUGUAAUAAAUUUUAACGUUGAAGUGUAAAUGUUUUUUGGCAAAUUUGCUCUUUGAUCGGUUUAGCAUUGUGCAGUGAGAUUAUUUGUAGCCAACCUAUAAUCCAUAGUCUUGUAAUUGGGUGCCAAUUUUGGACUCUAACCUUUUUCUUAUCAGGAUAAGUCAAAUGUGCUUUAGCUAGAACGUGGCCAACGCCGAGCCGGUCACUGAGCAGAUUUGCCGAAACAUUGUUUUCAUUGAAGAAAAGCUGCGUUGCCUUAAACACAGUUGCUGUAAAUAAUGGAGAACAUUUCCUUUGACAUCAGUUUUUUAUGACCUCAAGGGAGAUAUUCCUCAACGUUGUUACAGAUCAUCCCCAGGGAAAGUUGUAUACUGAAUCAUGUGUUCAUGAGAAGUGGUUUGGUACAUUGUCGUGUACCACGUAAAAAACAUUGUGAGGUUUCAUGUAAUUCAACUUGAAUAUGCUUUUUCUGAGGGAUGUCUGGUUUAAGUGUCAGCUUGAGAAAAUGUGAUGUGCCUUUUUCAGUUCAUUAGAUGUAACAAAACUAGAAUUCCUUGAUAACUCCGGCACACUGCAGUAAGGCGAUGACUGCAUUGUAAAUCUUACUUUUAUGUUUUUCAUAUUUACUGUGCUCUAACAGUCUAAGAUGUCUGUAAUUUUAUAGUUAUGUACCUGACAUGACUCGCUCAGUGAAUUGCUUUUAUGAAUCAUUGACUGUGUAAAAACAUCAGGUUUAUUUUUCUAAAAGGCCUCAAUGCAGUGCGAGAGCUGAGGAAGUGACUUGGCAAAGCAGUUGGUUUUCUGUGCAAAAUGACUAUUUUAGGCUUCAAACAAAGAUUUGAAUGGAUGAUUUUUUUUCCUGGCAUAACAAGAGAAACUGUAAAACAGUUCCUCGUUCUGUGCGUCAGUUUAAACAUCAUCUCUCAAUUUGGUUUUCUGCUUCUUCAAAACACAACUUUGACUAUCAGUUAAUGCUUUUUCCCCCCAGAGGUUUCAUUGAUGUCUUCCUUUGCAUUCGGCAGGCCACAGGUAACAACACAAAUUGAAGUGUAUUCAUGUGCACCAAACCUCAUUUAUGACAGAUUAGUUUUUCUUGUAUACAGACUAUAACCUGUUUCUCACAUGGAUACUUGUACACAGGAGAUGUACAGACUGUUCGUGGGUUAGGUUUUUCAAAUCUAAUUAAAACACCACCAAUAUAUUGUAUUCUGUACUGUUGUCUGACAAUUGCACCACAUUAUAUCCUCCCGGCAGCACUCAGUUAAAACUGAACAUACAGUAAUAUGAUUUGUAUAUAACGUGAGAAAUUAAAAUGGGCCAUUUGAAAUGGUGACAUAAAAAGUU